Molecule: messenger RNA, 639 nt
Organism: Drosophila ananassae
Lineage: Eukaryota; Metazoa; Arthropoda; Insecta; Diptera; Drosophilidae
Product: probable phospholipid hydroperoxide glutathione peroxidase
Exons: 2
Coding region: 28-615 (195 amino acids)
Biological process (GO): response to oxidative stress
Molecular function (GO): glutathione peroxidase activity
Source: RefSeq, a predicted model, not a curated record
UCCCAAUCCAGUUAGUUAGAUGCCGCCAUGGCCAACACAGAAACUGUAUUUCUCGCCCUCACGGCCGGAAUGGGAAUUCUGGUGACUCUCGUCACACAUUACAGGCUCUAUCAGGACCUGGAGACUAUGCGUUGGCGCUUAAAGGUAUUAUCCCUGACGGUGAAGGACACUUUUGGACAGCCCAUAAGCUUAAACCAAUUCGCGGGCCAAGUCCUGCUGGUCGUGAAUAUAGCUUCCAGAUGCGGUCUCACCUCUUCCCAAUAUGCUGGCCUACACGAACUAAGGGAAAAAUAUGAGGAACGUGGCCUGAGCAUCCUGAACUUUCCUUGCAACCAAUUCGGAGCACAGAUGCCAGAGUCGGAUGGCCGGGAAAUACUGGAGCAUCUCCGCCAAAAGAAGGCUAAUAUAGGCCAUAUUUUUGCAAAAAUCAAAGUAAAUGGCCGCAAUGCAGAUCCCCUGUACAAGCUACUCACCCGAAAAGCUCCGCGGAUAGAGUGGAAUUUUGUCAAGUUUCUGAUCGAUCGGAAGGGAAAUAUCUAUGGCCGGUAUGGCGCAGAAAAGAAGCCAGCUGUCCUGGUAAAUGACAUUGAGAGGUUGCUGCUGGAAGCCAAAUAAAUAUGAGAAACACCAGCAUUUUUA